This is a messenger RNA of Exophiala aquamarina CBS 119918, 1257 nucleotides long. RefSeq lists its product as uncharacterized. The transcript has a single exon. Gene Ontology annotation, molecular function: 4 iron, 4 sulfur cluster binding; catalytic activity. The record is from RefSeq and is a predicted model, not a curated record. Lineage: Eukaryota; Fungi; Ascomycota; Eurotiomycetes; Chaetothyriales; Herpotrichiellaceae. The coding region runs from base 1 to 1257 and encodes 418 amino acids.
AUGGUCUUGCCAUUGCUCUUCGAGCACCCUUGGGUUGCCGUCGCUUUGGGUUACCUCAUCCUUUGCCUUAUCAUGCACCUUACUUUGCACACUGCUCAAGUUGACACGCCACCAGCAAGUCCGAUUCGGCUACCCAACGACUCAAACGAACUCACUCUCAACAACCGAACCAUUCCUCUCAGUGUCAAUUACCACUUUACGCGCAAAUGCAACUACGCCUGCGGGUUUUGUUUCCAUACCGACACUAACAGCUACAUUGCCUCCUUUCCAGAUGCCAAGGAAGCGCUGCUUCGACUCUCUCAAGCCGGGAUGAAGAAGGUCAACUUUGCAGGUGGCGAGCCAUUUCUCUAUCCAUCGAUGCUCGGCAAGAUGGUCGACUACUGCAAGCAAGAGCUCCGGCUCGAGUCGGUUAGCAUUGUCUCCAACGGAUCGAAGAUCACUGAAAGCUGGAUCCGAGCACACGCCGCAAAUCUCGACAUCCUCGCCAUCUCAUGCGACAGUUUCGACGAACGCACCAACGUCAUUAUCGGACGCGGCGAGGGCACGCACAUCACGCAACUAUACCGGGUCACCGAAUGGUGUCGGGAGUACGGCGUCAUGUUCAAACUCAACAGCGUCAUCUGCAAGUACAACUUCGACGAAGACAUGAAUGAGCACAUCGCCCGUCUACAGCCCUACCGCUGGAAGUGCUUCCAGGUACUCGUUGUCCCGGGCGAGAACGAUUCAUGUGUGACCAAACGCGACGCCCGUGGCUUCCAGAUCAGCGACGACGAGUUUCAACUCUUCUGCAAGAACCACGCUGCUCAGACAUGCAUAGUCCCGGAGAGCAACCAGGUCAUGGCCAGCAGCUAUCUCAUUCUUGACGAACACCUUCGCUUCCUCGAUAAGUCUUGCAAGAAACCAAGCGCAAGUAUUCUCGAAGUCGGUGUUCAGCAAGCUUUGGACAGUGUGUUCUGGGACAUGGAUGGAUUCAAGGAGAGAGGCGGAGUCUACGCUUGGAAUGAGAGUCUCGUGCAGGAACAGAUGCAGAAUGAGAUGGACGAUAAUGUAUUGGUGGAUAGAGCUUUGGCGAACAAGGAUGAUACGGCCGAGGAGUUGGACAGGGAGAUGAGGAAACUUAUGCAAAUCCAAGGUGCUUUCGAUAUGCGGAGCCAGAUCAUGGGUGGUGCUGCUUGUGGUGCUGGUGCUGGUGCUGGAGAAGCCAGUGAAAGCUCUGCCGAUAUGGAAGAUAUUGGAAAGAAGGCGAAGAAGGACUGA